UCCAUAAUAAUAAUAAGCUGAACAGAAAGUAAAAUCUGUCAUCUUUAACCAUUUUCUGAAUGUUUUGUUUCAGAAUGUCAACCAAUGAGAGGGACGAGACAGAUGACACCCAAGCAGUGCCGGCCCGAAAAGCCUCCGAGGGCAGUAACAGGAGAGAGGGCAACAAUGACAAGAGCCAUCACAGAGACGUUACAGAAGGUCCCUCUCAGCCUAAUGAUGCAGAUGCAAAUACUGUCGCUGAUAAGAACUUGGCUCUACUUAAAGCCCACUCCCUGGAUGUGAAGUUUGAAGUUGGGGAAGAAUAUGACAUUAUUGAGACCAUUGGUACAGGUGCUUAUGGUGUGGUCUCAUCGGCCCGGAGACGAGACAAUGGCCAGCAGGUGGCAAUAAAGAAGAUCCCUAAUGCCUUCGAGGUUGUGACGAAUGCCAAACGCACGUUGCGAGAGCUCAAGAUUCUCAAGCACUUCAAACACGACAACAUCAUUGCCAUUAAAGACAUUCUCCAGCCGAUGGUCCCUCACUCGGCUUUCAAAUCAGUGUAUGUGGUUCUUGACCUUAUGGAGAGUGACCUGCAUCAGAUUAUUCACUCCUGUCAACCUCUGACCCCAGAACACACACGCUACUUCCUGUAUCAGCUGUUAAGAGGCCUGAAAUACAUUCACUCAGCCAACGUCAUUCACCGGGAUCUCAAGCCGUCCAACCUGCUGGUCAACGAAAACUGCGAGCUGAAGAUUGGCGACUUUGGCAUGGCACGCGGAUUAAGUGUGGCCCACUCUGAAGAGUCACGUUCCUUUAUGACCGAGUAUGUGGCCACCCGUUGGUAUCGCGCACCUGAGCUCAUGUUGUCGCUUCACCACUACAGCUUGGCCAUCGACCUCUGGUCUGUUGGCUGCAUCUUUGGUGAGAUGCUCGGCAGGAGGUAUAUGUUUCCAGGGAAGAACUAUGUGCAUCAGCUUCAGCUGAUUCUUUCAGUUUUGGGAACGCCGCCCGAGAGAAUCGUCGUCUCGAUAGGGUCGGAUCGGGUGCGUUCUUACGUGCGAAGCCUCCCAUCAAAAGCGCCAGAGCCGCUUGCAGCACUGUAUCCGCAUGCUGAGCCCAGUGCAUUGGACUUGUUGGGCGCAAUGCUCCGAUUUGACCCUCGCGAGCGGAUCAGUGCAUGUCAAGCCCUCGAACACCCUUACCUCGCCAAGUACCAUGACCCAGAUGACGAGCCAGUGUGCGUUCCUGCCUUCAAUUUUGAAUUUGACCGGCAGCCAAUGGGCAAAGAACAAAUCAAAGAAGCUAUACUAGUAGAAAUCCAGGACUUUCAUAAGAAGAAGCAGGGCAUCAGGAAGAAGAUACAGUUUAAACCACCCCAUUCUAGUUCGGCGGGGGUUGGGGUGUCAGGUAGCACCCUUUGCGUGGCUCCACAGUCUCAAUACUUGACGGAAACAGCACAAACUCACACAAAUCUCAACUUCAAACCGACAGACACUACACAAACUCAAACGAAUGCAAACUCGUUUCAAGCUCCACAUCACCUUACUCAAAUUCUGCCACAUUUGGCUCAGGAAAGCUGCCAGGAUGUGGACAUGCCCAGCGCGAACUCCGACGGCCAGCCUGAAACCAUCGAUCUGACCACUCCCACAGACAAGGAAAUGUCGUUUACCGAACCGGUGACGAACUGCGCAAAGGAGGAGCUUGUCUCGUCCAAUCAAAUGCUUCCGUCCCACCCCAUCUCUCAGACUCCGCCCACUUCAAGUCUUUCUCAGUCGAUGCCUUCACUCUCUCUCACACAGUCCCAGGCUCAAUCGCUCUCUCAAAAUCUCACACGUUCCCUGGGGAAAGGAGGGAAAGCGACAACCGGGGAAGGUACAAAAAAAGAGGGAGCAAUUUCAGAAGACACAAAAGCAGCUCUCAAAGCUGCCUUGCUUAAAUCAGCACUAAGGCAGAAGGCUCGAGCUCUUGGUAUAGAUUUAAUCAGAGGAUCUGCUGGAGGUUUAUCCUCAUCCCUCUCUUCCUCAAACUCUGGUCCAGAGCAGAGGAAGACAGUCACAGCCCAGGAGAGACAACGAGAGAGGGAAGAGAAGCGGAGGAAGAGACAGGAGCGUGCGAUGGAGAAAAAGAGGAAGCUGAAAGAGAAGGAGAAAAAGGUGGGAAAACAAGGUGAAUCUUUGUGCGGCGUUUUACUCAGCGACAACGACAAGAAGCUGUUGGAGCGCUGGGGGCGAAUGAUGGACAAUCACGUGGAUAAACCGCAGACCGCGGAAACCAAUAGUGCCAAAACUGGUGAGAGUAAGAUAGUCCAAAUCCAGCCAGCAAAAGGAAGCAAUGUCGUAAAGACAAACUCAGACGGGGGAGAAUCAAUGCCACCAAAACAACCCAGCAGAGUGCAGGCUUUCAGACCCCCACAAAUGCUGCCUCAAAUGGGACAGUGUUUGGCAGCUGGAAUAUUCCAUCCAAAACCGACACAUGAUGCACCGUCCGUCUCUUUAGGUCCAGCUCAGAAUGGAGACGAUGGGAUAGUUGCUGUAGGAGGAGGUGAAAGUGUUGGUGUGAUAACCACCCCAUGUGCCUUUGCCAAAAACAUCACAUUAAAACCUCCGUUUCUGACUGUUGGAACAAUGUUCGCCGGUCUUGGGAACUGGACAGGAACAUCUCAGCACCAACCCCAGAAGACCCACCAACCUCCCCCAGAACUGAAUAACCCUGCACACACGGGCUUCACGCAUAUGCAAACGCAGCCGAAGCCCGUCACGCAUGCACAGUCACAGUCCAACGCUCACAUCCAGCUGCUGCCGCUGGAAUCCUUUAUGACCAAACCAUCAGCUCUGAACCCCAGAAUUGGCGUUUCGGACACCAGCACGUCUCUUUCCAAUCCAGAGACUGGCAAUGGUCCUCAAACCCUGGACAAACUUUGCAUUUUAGAGGAGCGACAAAAUGGCUCUCAUACACAGGGCCCUUCAAAACAGCCUCCAGGAGCUGCAGCUCAACCCUGCCUUGGUCUCACUGACACGGGACAGCCGGCAAACAGCAUCCCUGACAUCCACACAGUCACACAGCAGCUCUCAAAGUCACAGUCGCUUACCGAACUCCAGCACUCCGACUUCAGGGAAAGGUCAGUUCAGAUCCCGGUGACCGCAAAUCACAAUGACUUGGCCCCCCUGUCUGCGUCCCUGCUCUCUGAUUGGCUGGAGGUACACCGCAUGACCCCUGCUGACAUGGAGUCACUUCAGCAGGAGCUCCAGCUGGGAUCUCCCAUGAUCCUCUCUGACAACUCAACGCUUCCUGAUACUUGA
Messenger RNA from Sinocyclocheilus grahami, 3278 nucleotides. It is a transcript of the gene mapk7, whose product is annotated as mitogen-activated protein kinase 7. The transcript has 6 exons. Gene Ontology annotation, biological process: protein phosphorylation. The coding region runs from base 60 to 3278 and encodes 1072 amino acids. The record is from RefSeq and is a predicted model, not a curated record. Gene Ontology annotation, molecular function: ATP binding; MAP kinase activity. Lineage: Eukaryota; Metazoa; Chordata; Actinopteri; Cypriniformes; Cyprinidae.